Molecule: messenger RNA, 222 nt
Organism: Aspergillus bombycis
Lineage: Eukaryota; Fungi; Ascomycota; Eurotiomycetes; Eurotiales; Aspergillaceae
Product: putative polyketide synthase
Exons: 2
Coding region: 1-222 (73 amino acids)
Source: RefSeq, a predicted model, not a curated record
AUGUCAAAGGGUCUUUUUCGAUCUGUCCAACCAAUUACCAGCUAUGGAAUUAGUGAGAUUGAGGCUGCCUUCAGAUUCAUGCAGACAGGCAAACACCAAGGAAAGCUGAUAAUUGAAUUUCAAAUUGAUGACAGGGUCAUGACCGUUCUAGAUAGAAAGCCUAACUUCACCUGCGACGGUAACGCAACAUAUGUCAUUGCGGGUGGUCUUGGUGGUAUUUAG